Molecule: messenger RNA, 4182 nt
Organism: Lutzomyia longipalpis
Lineage: Eukaryota; Metazoa; Arthropoda; Insecta; Diptera; Psychodidae
Gene: l(3)76BDm
Product: trafficking protein particle complex subunit 8
Exons: 6
Coding region: 138-4067 (1309 amino acids)
Biological process (GO): protein localization to phagophore assembly site; endoplasmic reticulum to Golgi vesicle-mediated transport
Cellular component (GO): TRAPPIII protein complex; cytoplasmic vesicle; phagophore assembly site
Source: RefSeq, a predicted model, not a curated record
UUUGCGUUGUGUGGGUGUAAUGAAUCCCAAAGAAAUGUCAGAAUGAUGUGCAAGAGAAAAUAAAUCAAAGGAUUUUCUAGGACUCGUAAAUUAGGGACUUACGGUGUGUGAUUUAGUGUAAACAUACAGCCAGGACCAUGAUCCAUCUCACGUCGCAGAAUCUGUCCACGAAGGACAUCAUCCAGACCGUCUUUUCGCCACUCAUUGGGGCGACGUGCAGCCCACAGGCGGAGGAGAUGUGCCAGAAGAACAAUUUAACAUUCGCGGAGAUGCUUCAGCCCUUCUGUCGCCUCACCACGGAUGCCUCCUUUCGUGAUUCCUCCGGGACGAGUGUCUCCCUCAAGGGUAUUCGCCUCAAUGUCUGCGAUGUGGCCUGGCGACCGCCUCAAACGGUACUCGCGCGGAAGAUGCUAAAUGAUGCUGUGACCAAUGUUCAGUGCGACAAAACACGAGCAAUUAGUGUGGAUGAAGCCACAACCUUUGACAUUCCAUUCUCGGAGCCUUGGUACGAGCAGUGGCGCGAGACCUUCCUCACCGUUCAAUUCCCCGCAGAUCACGAGUUCACGCGGCACUUCCUCAGCUGCCUCAUUGUGCUGUCGAGCUCUGAUCCCAACCCACUAGAUUCAGCCAAUCAGCUCACGCGCAAAGUGCAAAUGAUGCAGAACGUGACGCCCCCAAAACUACCCAAAUGGUUCACGCAGGAUCCCCUAAAUUGCUACAUUAUGCUGCACGAUGGCUGCUCGGGGGACAUUACGAAGGCCCAGCAGGCAUUUGAGUCACUAAAGAUGACCUACGGGGAGAAUAAGUGCUUCCUGUUGCAGAUUAAUUCACUCCAGGGCACUCCUGGGGAAUGCCCGGAUCCCUGGCUGAGGUAUUUGAAGCGCCACGCACGGGCUGAUCCGAAUGUGACUGAGAAUGAUAGUAGUAGUACCCCGAAGUCACCGCAAGACAGCGGGGUGUCCAUGACGAUGCAGAUGAGCACGCUGGAAACACCCCCAUCGGGGAUUCUUAUUGGGGAAGUUGUGCAUCACCCACUGAGCCCCCUUCAGGAGCACGCGGGAGACAUAUCGGCCAUGUCCACGAGCACGGAGAGCUUGACGUCGCAGCCUAUUAAUCCGAAUGUGUGGGCCGGGGAGGAGCAUGUGGAUGUUCCGCAUGGGAUGUGCUUAGCAGCCAGCGAUAUGGAGAAUCUGCGGCAUCUCAUUCAGGACUACACACUGCGAGCUCUCAUUCCGUACAUUGAAAAGCUCGUCUAUGCACUGAAUGAGUCCAUAACAACGAAGAAGGGAGUCAGCCGGUCCCUCCUGACGGCCACGAAGCGUUGGUUUGUCACAAAUAAACCCGGAACGGGGAAUGCCACGCAAAACGCUGUGGUGUACACGAAUGAAUCGACGGAGCUGCAGACACGGAAGAUUGGGGAUCUCUACUUCAUGUUCGGGCACUACGGGUCAGCCUUCCAGGCGUAUCAUCAGGCUAAGAGGGAUUUCAAUGCGGACUCCGCGUGGCAGUACUACGCGGGGGCGCUUGAAAUGGCCGCUUUGGCUGCUUUUAUGCAGGGAGUGGCCAGCCGGAAGACGUACGAUUACAUGGAGGAGGCCAUUGUGACGUACCUCAACAUUUGCAAACUCCCGCAGUUCGCCACACGAGCCACAAUCCUCAGUGUUGAAUGCCUCAAAGUGGGCCGACUCUACGGCGAGGCGGCUAAACAGCUCAUCCGGAUGACAAGUGAGGAUUCAGAUCUACGUUCGGGGCUCCUGCUGGAACAGGCUGCUUAUGCUUUCCUCAGCUCACAGCCGCCACUCUUCCGCAAAUAUGCAUUCCACGCUGUCCUUGCGGGCCAUCGAUACUCCAAGGCGGGGCAGCGAAAGCACGCCUUCCGGUGCUACAAGCAGGCUCAUCAGGUAUUUGAGAAUCGUGGCUGGAGCUUAGCUGAGGAUCACAUUCAGUACACAAUUGGGAGGCAGGCGAUCUCCCUGAAGAAGCCCGAAGAAGCCAGUGUGCCCCUUUCGCAUCUGCUGCGCCCGUCGAGCCUUCAGAGUUCCGUGCAGCAGGCUGUCUUCCUGCGUGAAUACAUCCAGACACAUCGUGCCCUCCAGGCGAGUCAGGAGAAUGGGAAUCUCCUCAGUAUCUCCCUGCCGCGCAUUGUGCAGGAUCGUACGCGCCUGCUCGUGACUUCCCAGCCACCCGUGACAAUCCCCAAUAUGCUUCCGGCAACGAAUCUCACGAUCAACACGAGGCUGGAGCAUGAAGCUGUGUGGGUGAAGCUGGAGGAGAUGGCGGCGCAAAUGGCCUCGAAGAAGCCCAUAAUGAUUUUCAAGCCAACACGGAGUCUCUUCACGCACGAAACGGACAACACAACGCAUCCGCUGGCCAUUCACGGGGAACCCAUUGAGAUUAGUGUUACCUUCGAGAAUACCAUCAAGAUUCCCAUUGUUUUCAGCGACAUCCACCUCCUGUGGCGCUUCAAGCGCAGCGAUACGGGUGAGGAGAUGUCCAAUGGGCACCUCUUCCGGGGCCUAAUUGACGGGGAAGCAGAUCGCACGGGGAUGGAGGGAGUUAUCUCGGCCAAUGUCAUCAGCACCGUGAACAUCAAUGAGCACGAAUACAAGACAAUUCUCUUCAAAGUUACCCCCAAAGUUACCGGGAUGCUCCAUGUGACGGGAAUUAUUGGGCAAUUAUCCGCUGUGACGGAUCCAACAUGCCUCUGGGGGAAGAUGGACUUUGAACGCAUCCCCAUCCGAGCGAAAGAUCCCCCUGUUGGGGAUAAAGCUCCGGAAUUUGAUAAACGUCUCGAUAUUCAGGUACUCGAUCCAGCUCCAGCGCUCUGUGUGAGCUUCGGGGAGAUGCCACAGGAAGUUCUGGCGGGAGAAAUAAUCCCCGUAACGGUGCAGAUGACAAAUUGUGGCGCCACAGCACUGACGGAUAUCUACAUGUCCGUGGAGGCGCCACGAUGGUUCCUCGUGAGUCCCGAACGGGCUGAAUUGCCGCUGUCUGUGCUGCGGAAUUAUCGUGAUUUAAGCAAUGAGAACUUGAGCAGGGAUCGUGAGGCAAGGAAGCAGCAUGUCUUCCGGGUGUAUGGCAUUGCGGAUGAUGGGAAACCCCUGCAGCCGAGUGAGACGAAGGCAGCAACCUUCUGGAUACAGAUACCCCACCGGAAGGGUUCCGUAGACCUAAAGGCACUCAUCUACUACAACAUGCCUCCGGAUUAUUCCAAAUUGAAAUACCGCGUCCUUCGUCACGUGUGGAACUUCAACGUCAACGAAUCCCUGCUCCUGGAGGCGAAUUGCAAUGUAACGUACGGCCGGGAAAGGCAACUUGGGGUGGAUAUGUCGAUAAAGAACUUGAAUCAAGUGCAUCAUCCUGUGAUGACGGAGGUCUACCUUCAUGAUCUACAUCUGUACAGUCCGGAGAAUAGGUUGAAUGCGAAGAAAAUUGUCUGGGCUGAGAGUCCCGGACAGAGGAGUUUAGUGCAUGAGAAUGGGGGGCUGAAAUCAACGGAACUCGUUUCCUUUCGGUGCUCCCUUGAUGCCCACAAGGCUGCUGUGGCGACAAAUCAAACUCCAGAGCGUUUCAUUGAGGUGCAACUGUCAAAGGUCACGCUGAAGGCAACAAAGGCCGAGGAGGUGAAGAGAUUGCCGUCUGUGCAGAAGGUGGGGAGCUUCCUCAUGAAGGAGGAGACAAAGUACAUUAAGGUGAUGGGCAGUAGUGGUACCAGUGAGGAAUUCAAUCAGAUUGUCGCAAAUGCCGAUCGACACAUGACCCUAGGGGUGACCUGGAGUGCCCAGAUUAGUGACAAUGGAGCCAAUAGACGGACAGCAGCGGGUCAGCAUUUUGUACAGCUCAGGCAUCUCUAUGAGAGUGGAUUCUGCCCCCCUCGUGAAAGGAUUCACAAAACAUCGUUCACUAGUCACGAAGAUAUUUGUAGUAUAUUUGACUUUCCGCGUGAGGAGUCCAAUGCACUGCAGGAGGAUCAUCAGAGUGUCAAUAUAGCAAAGAGAACUCUUCUAGAUGCUGACUUCAGAAUAGUAGAUGCCGUGGAUGAGGGGAAUGCCGAGAAAACCAAUUGACACUAAUAUCAAUCGAUAGUUUUGUUUAUUUUACAAAUUAUUAGGAAGCAAAUUAUCAAGAAAAUGUUAAAUAAAACAAAGGAAAACGUUAUAAAUUAUUUUAUAGAAAGCAAAA